Messenger RNA from Seminavis robusta, 510 nucleotides. The record is from the annotation of a GenBank genome assembly. NCBI's taxonomy places the organism in Eukaryota, Bacillariophyta, Bacillariophyceae, Naviculales, Naviculaceae.
AUGAGCAUUUUAGCCUCAAGCCACGCCAAGGGGACAGUCCUUCGCUUCCUCUUAUUGCUUGCUACUGGAGCCGUGAAUCUCCAAAUCGCAUCAGCAGGUUGUGAUUACCUACUUACCGUGGGUAAUCGAGGCGGUGUUGACAGGUUCAACGACGAAACACAGUUUUUGGCGGCUGGCGGGGCUACGACUACCUGUACCGUUUCCUCCGGUUCCAAUUAUUGUGACUAUGCAUAUCUUGAAAUUGUCUAUGGCGAUGGUGUGGAUGGCUCCAAUGCCUACAAUGGCAACACGGGCAGCGUUGGUUCCAUAACUACUGGAGGCACAAUUACAAGCUGUGACUUUUCAAUUUCAAUGAGUGAUCCCAAUGAUGCCACCGUUUUGGGCUUGGAAUUGUUUUGGAGAAGCCGUGGCAACGUUCAGAUUACUUGUUCCUGCGACAGAGCCAUUCCCCCCCACCGAUUCUCCUACGCGCGCCCCGUGGCGUGCACCACUUCCACCACCAGAGGAUGA